GUUUAAUAUAUUUUCUCCUUAUUUUGAAUUUAAAAUUAAAAUUUAAAAAAUUUGACUAGAAAAAUCAAAACCAAAGGAAAGACAGGGAAUUGAAAAAAUAAUAUUCCCGUCUAUGAGUAUUUGUCCACUUCUAGCUUUUUUCAAUCAAAAUUUUAAAUUUUGAUUUCAAAUUAAAUAAAAAUAAAAUCACAUACUAAUCGAGACUCUUACCAGCUAGCGCAGUGAGUGCCAACUAUGUUGCUCUACUCCGCCGCCGCGACCAUUGACUACCACCGCCUCCGCCGCCUCUCUUUCUCCCCAUCUCCACCCAACCUUCUCUCGCCCCCUUCUGGGCUCUCACGAUCGGCUCUACUGAAGCCUCCGCAGAUCCCCGCGAUCUGUUGUUCUUCAAAACCCCAUUCCCGCAGCUCUGGCACCGUUGAAUCAGAGGAGACGAAGACGCUCAAUUGGUACACUAUCUACAAGAAGAUAACCAGGGUGGGGCUCCCGCCAGAGGGCGACGCUGCUACAGUGCUAGACGAGUAUGAAAAAUCCGGCAUUAAGAUCGCAAAAUUCGACAUUUCCCGCAUAAUUAAGGAACUCCGGAAGGCCGGGCGUCCCAAACAUGCCCUUCAGGUUCACGAGUGGGUGAAAGAUAGAGCAGAUGUGUAUCAUCUAACUGCGGUCGACAUUUCCAUAUACUUGUAUUUGAUAUAUGAAGUUCAUGGGAUCUCAAAAGCUGAAGACUACUUCACGAGCUUGCCAGAAUCUUUGAAGAAGAAACACGUAUACCGUUCGCUCUUGAGGGUCUAUGCCCGUUCCGGAGUGAGGGAAAAGGCUGAAUCUCUGUUCGAAGAGAUGCGAAACCGAGGCUAUGCCAGCACUAGUGCGCAUCCUUAUAAUGCGAUGAUGGACCUUUACCUUAAACUCAAGGAUUAUGACAAGGUGGAGGGCAUGAUUGUGGAAAUGGUUGAGAAGAAUAUAUUAGACGUGUUUUCUUAUAAUGUCUGGUUGAGAUGUUGUGGCCUUCAAGGAUCUGCGGAGAAGAUGGAACUAGUGUUUGAGAGAAUGAAGAGGGACCCGAGUGUCAUUCCAAACAAGAAAACACAUAUAGCAAUGGCUUCGAGUUUCAUUGAGAUGGGAGAGUUGGAAAAAGCCAAAGAUUGUUUGAAAAGGUUGGAGCUCGGAAUCAAAGACCGCAUAACUUACCAUUAUCUCAUUAGUCAUUAUGGCAAUGUUGGUGAUAGGGAAGCCAUACACCGUGUUUGGAAUGUCUACAAGUCGAAAUUCUCCUACAUCCCAAACACGGGUUACCAAUCUGUAAUCUCUUCUCUUCUACGGGUGGAUGACAUUGAAAGUGCUGAAAAAAUGUUCGACGGGUGGAUGUCAGCCAAGACUCGCCACGACCCCAACAUAGUGAAUCAUCUGCUGAGUUGGUAUUUGAAGAAGAAGCAAUUGGAGAAGUGUGAAAGUGUCUUUUCCUCAACAGUGGACGCGGGAGGGAAGCCAGACACUUAUACACUGGAUAUCAUGGCUCAAGUGCAUAUCAAGAAGGGGAGAAAAAUGGAAGCUUUGUCUUGCUUUAGAGAUGCUGCCUCAGCAGAAGGAUCAAGCAGCUGGAGGCCCAGUAAUGCUACUAUAGCUUCUUUUAUAAAGCUCUGCGAUGAAGAAGAUGACGUGAAAAGUAAGGAGGAGCUGGUUGAGGUUUUGAGUGGAACGGGAUGUUUCAAAUACGAGGAUUAUGUGUCUUAUGUUGCUUCACAAAACGGUUUGGGCGGAGAUAGGAAGACCGAAAGUGAGAAAGAUGGGGAUGAAAUGAGUGAGCCCUUCUACCCAUUGGAGUUUUAGAAAAUCUAACUUGCUGCUGUUUGUUUGACCUGCUGUAUCAUUUUGUCAGGUGUGACUCUUGAUGUCCCUCUUUGAAAAAAAAACAUUUUAAGAUUCUUGAGAAAAAGUUCCUUUCUUGGCCAAAUUUCUUUAACAUGAGGUGUUUGUUUUUAGAUAAAUUGGGAAAUGGUACAUUUACCUUAGAGAUGGUGAUACAUGUGUGUUGAUUUUGCUUCUCAGAACGGUUCCAGUGACACUAAAGUUCGGUGUCAUCU
This is a messenger RNA of Cuscuta campestris, 2081 nucleotides long. The record is from the annotation of a GenBank genome assembly. NCBI's taxonomy places the organism in Eukaryota, Viridiplantae, Streptophyta, Magnoliopsida, Solanales, Convolvulaceae.